This is a messenger RNA of Mya arenaria, 2293 nucleotides long. Its product is annotated as heat shock 70 kDa protein 12A-like. The record is from RefSeq and is a predicted model, not a curated record. Gene Ontology annotation, molecular function: ATP-dependent protein folding chaperone; ATP binding. The transcript is spliced from 8 exons. Bases 160 to 1698 code for a protein of 512 amino acids. NCBI's taxonomy places the organism in Eukaryota, Metazoa, Mollusca, Bivalvia, Myida, Myidae.
AAGUAUAUUGUACUAAAACAAUAUGUUACAUUUGUACCAAAGACUAUCAAAUUUCCUCAUAAAUUAUUGACCUAUUAUUUGUGUUUAUAUUGAUAAUGUCAAGGCAAUUAAGGCGCCUCUUCUUGUCGCUGGGAUUGAUUUUGGAACAACCUACUCCGGAUGGUCUACUCGUUUAAACACGAGUUUAAAAACGACCCAACAAAAGUCGCAACAAAACGUUGGUAUGGAGACCAGCUUGUUUCAUUGAAAGCCCCCACAUGUGUUCUGAUCGAACCUGAUGGGAAAACGUUCUCGGCGUUCGGUUUUGACGCUGAAACCAAGUACACCAGUCUAGUUAAAGCGAAUGAACAUGACAAAUGGUACUACUUCAAGCGAUUCAAGAUGAAGUUGUACAAUAAGGCCAUUAAAAGAGACAUGACAAUUGAAGACGAAACUGGAAAGAAGUUGAACGCACAGCUUGUGUUUUCGAUCGCUUUAAGAUUUCUCAAAGACGAUGUUUUAAGGGUAAUUGGUGACCGUAUUGACGGAGCCAUAACCUCCGAGGAAAUCAAUUGGGUGUUGACAGUUCCUGCUAUUUGGGAUGUUGGUGCCAAGCAGUUUAUGAGAGAAGCAGCUGAAAGUGCUGGCAUUUCUUCUGACAAGCUGAUAUUAGCUCUCGAGCCAGAAGCCGCAGCCAUUUACUGUCGACAUAUACCGUCGAAAAAAGCUGGAGAAGAGGACUCACUGUCUACAUUCAAAACAGGAAGCAAAUUCCUUCUUGUUGAUGCAGGAGGCGGCACGGUUGAUAUUGCUGUACAAGAGGUUGCAGAUAACGGUUCUAUGAAGAACAUCUACAAAGCCAGUGGUGGAGAUUGGGGAGGGACGAAGGUGAACGAGGCUUAUGUGAAGUUUUUAGAAAACAUGUUAGGAGCGGAUUCCAUUGAAGCAUUCAAACAGAGUAACAUGGAAGAUUACAUAUACAUGAUUCGCGACUUUGAAAUGAAAAAGCGAGACCUCGACCCACUGAAAAAUGAUAGACCAGUGGUUUUCAGAAUUUCAGCAAUGUUGCCAAAACUGGUUAAAAAAAGCAGGGGCAAAAAGAUUUAUGACGUCAUAAAGGAUUCCCCGUUUGAAAGUACGGUUUCAAUCCAAGGCGACAAAUUGAAAGUCGAUAUGAGUAUAGUUAGCAACUUUUUCAAGACGCAUGUUGACGCUAUAGUUGAACACGUCUCCAACCUCAUUGACCAGUCGACCAUAGGUGACAUUGCAGCAAUUGUUCUAGUCGGAGGAUUUAGUAAUUGCCCUUUACUCCAGCACGCCAUGAAGACAACGUUUGAAAACCAUAAAAUCAUUGUCCCAAUUGAUCCAGACCUUGCAGUGUUGAAAGGAGCCGUGAUAUUUGGACACAAACCAGAGCUGAUUUCCCAGCGAGUGAGCAAAUACACGUAUGGUGUAAGCAUGAGGGUGGAUUUCAUUGAACAUGUGCACAGAGAAUCAUAUAAAGUGAUAAACGAGAAAGGGAAAUUUCGCUGUGCCCAUGUCUUUGAUAAACAUAUCACAGCGGGGCAGUACCUCAUUGUUGGAGAAGCACAAGUGGAAAAGAAGUACGUUGCAUCAACAUCAAGUCAAAUACAUCAAUAUUUUUAUGUUUAUUACACCCUUGAUCCAGAUCCGAUGUACGUUACCGACGAAGAUAUUGCCACAUUGCCGGCGUACUAAUAGUUCCACUAGAUGGAAGAGGGCUAGCACGAUCGGUCAUGGUGAGGAUGAUUUACGGAGGGACAGAGAUAGAGGUCGAGGCCACUGAGAUCGCUACAGGAAGAGUGCAUCGCCUGAAAAUUGACUUUUUGAGCUAAACGUUCUGAAACAUAAAGAACGUAUCUUAAACAUAUCUUCAACUAUGAUAUAAACUAAAAAAACCACAUAUUUGUUUAAACUUCUUUCAAACUGUCUUAAAAAGUAUAAAAACAGAUCUUGGACCAGUUUAUCAAUGUAAAACAGUUGUAAUAAACACAUGCAUAACUAUAUGGAAAAUGAAAAUGACAAGGAUGUAUGCAGCAGCUUAUAAAUUAAAGUUUUAGAACAUGUGAUAUUGGCAAAUAGUCGCUAUAUAUCUCUCUUAGAAUACAUGUCAAACUAUUAUAUUUUACUUGCAUAUACAAUUGGAUGUUCAUUGAUUAAAAUCUAAUUUAGUCAAAAUAGUACUGUAAUUCUUUCUUUAUCAUGAGAAGUGACUAUUUAUCAUAGUAGUCUUAGUUUUGUUCAGGGUCGUUUUUUCGUUUCUAUGUUUUCGGAAAUGUUAUGUUUCAAAACA